Molecule: messenger RNA, 1052 nt
Organism: Hipposideros armiger (great roundleaf bat)
Lineage: Eukaryota; Metazoa; Chordata; Mammalia; Chiroptera; Hipposideridae
Gene: MXD3
Product: MAX dimerization protein 3
Exons: 7
Coding region: 84-701 (205 amino acids)
Biological process (GO): regulation of transcription by RNA polymerase II
Molecular function (GO): protein dimerization activity; DNA-binding transcription factor activity, RNA polymerase II-specific; RNA polymerase II cis-regulatory region sequence-specific DNA binding
Source: RefSeq, a predicted model, not a curated record
GGCUGGAAACUGAGGCCCAGAGACGCCAAGUAGCCGGUGCCGGAUCACUGAGCAAAGACAGCCCGCCGCCAGCUGUCGCCGACAUGGAACCUGUGGCUAGCAACAUCCAGGUCCUGCUGCAGGCAGCCGAGUUCCUGGAACGCCGCGAGAGAGAGGCUGAACAUGGCUACGCAUCUCUGUGCCCUCACCGCAGUACGGGGCCGAUCCACAGGAGGAGGAAGCGAUCCCCACAAGCUCCUGGCGCGCUGGACAGUGGGCGGUCUGUGCACAAUGAGCUGGAGAAGCGCAGGAGGGCCCAGCUGAAACAGUGCCUGGAGCAGCUGAAGCAGCAGAUGCCCCUGGGGGCUGACUGUGCCCGAUACACCACACUGAGCCUUCUGCGCCGGGCCAGGAUGCACAUCCAGAAGCUUGAAGAACAGGAGCAGCGGGCCCGGAGGCUCAAGGAGAAGCUGCGAAGCAGGCAGCAGAGCCUGCGGCAGCAGCUGGAACAGCUCCGGGGGCCCACAGGGGUGGGUGAACGGGAGCGGCUGCGGGCAGACAGCCUGGACUCCUCAGGCCUCUCUUCGGAGCGCUCUGACUCAGACCAAGAGGAGCUGGAGGUGGACGUGGAGAGCCUGGUGUUCGGGGGUGAGGCAGAGUUGCUGCAGGGCUUCAGUGCCGGCCAGGAGCACAGCUACUCGCACAGCGGCGCCUGGCUAUGACCUCCAAGGCCCCAGACCACCCGCUGCUCCACUCGGCCAGGCAGGAGCCCUCCCCAAUCCUCUAGGGCUGCUUGGAGUCACCUCCUGUUGUAAUGGACUAAAAGGACCCUUGUAUGGGAACAGGUGCUCUCCCCUGGCCCACUGCGGCCACAGUCCCUGCUGGGGGAGGGGGCUUGGCCUCCCCUGAGCCCUGCAGGCAGGCUGCUUGGGCCUAGGCUGCCCUUCCAGGUGAUUUUUUUUUGUAGCACUUGGCUCUGCUGUCCCCAUGGGGACAGGAAGCCUCUUGGACCCUCAUGUUCCUUUCUAGACAAGGCUGCUGGCCUUUACCCCAGAUACUGUACAGUAUUUUCA